Molecule: messenger RNA, 391 nt
Organism: Fulmarus glacialis (Northern fulmar)
Lineage: Eukaryota; Metazoa; Chordata; Aves; Procellariiformes; Procellariidae
Gene: MRPL50
Product: mitochondrial ribosomal protein L50
Exons: 1
Cellular component (GO): mitochondrial large ribosomal subunit; mitochondrion
Source: RefSeq, a predicted model, not a curated record
GAAGGAGGAAAAAGAAGUAGAAGCAGACAAAAUAAUUCUUCAAGAGAAAAGUGAACCCAGCCUCAUUUGUCCCCCACCACGCAGCAGAAGCUAUCUUCCUCCGGAGGAUAUACAGACCUGCCUUGAGUCUUACGUCAAGGAGAUUUUUGGACCCUCACUUCCUGGUAAUUGGCAGCAGACACCCCUCAAAGAAAACAGGUUGAAGUAUCGCCUCCUGGCUCAGCUGGCAGCAGAACUUGGUCACGCUGUCCCCAAUUCACAGCUCCACCUGAUGCGCAGUGCUGAGGAUGUCUUGAAUUUCUAUAGCACUCCUGUGAAGGAUGUGUCCAAGUUUGAUGAACUGUGCGCUGCAGAGCUACCCCCAAACCUGAAAAUUACCUGGGAGCACUGA